CGGCCGCGGGCUGCCGGGGGGCGGCCGCCGCUGCCCAGGGAGGCUCGCAGAGGCUCCGAGAGCGCUCCCCGGCGGGUCCCCUGCGCACUUGCCGCGCCCGGGCAGCGGCCCGACCCGGCGAGCAUGGGCGGCGCGGAGUGACGCCGCCGUGCCCGCUUGGCAUCAAGGACAUUCGGCCCUCGGGGGUGGGGACGAAGGGGGGCAGCCCUGAGUCGCCACCGCAGCCCCCCCAGAGCCACUACUGCUGCUCAGGCUCCGCGAUUGGGUGGAAGAAAGGGGUGCUUGAAAUCGAUCCACAAUUUCCGACCUUUUUGUUGGACAUUCCGCCCACCUUGGACGCUGCAAGAGGAGCUGUCAAGCCCCGCAGGCUCUGAUUUCGCCCUCCGUUUUCCUCGCGCCCUCCCGGGCUCCCUGUGCCCCGGUGGAGUAUUUGCGUUCGGGGCUGGGGCUGGAGGAGGCAGCCACACGCGCGCACACGCACACGUUCGGAAGAGGGCGAGCGGCAGCGGCACCGGCACCAUCUGCAGUGUCAAUGCGGCGCUCCCGCUGAAGGAGGCAGAAGCGGCGCUUGCAGGGACCCUCCACUCCUGAGUCCUGGCCCUCCCAGGAAGACGCUUUGUCAGUGCUACUGUGCCACGAGGACCCGUGUCUGAAAUGAAAGCCAUGCCCUGGAACUGGACUUGCCUGCUGUCCCAUCUCCUGAUGGUAGGGAUGGGCUCCUCCACUCUGCUCCCCCGGCAGCCACCCCCGCCGCCCCAGAAGCGGUCUUUUGUCACAUUUCGAGGGGAGCCAGCGGAGAGCUUCAACCACCUGGUGGUGGACAAGAGGACAGGGCACAUUUACUUGGGGGCUGUCAACCGGAUCUACAAGCUGUCCAGCGACCUAAAGGUCUUGGUGACCCACCAGACAGGGCCGGAUGAGGACAACCCCAAUUGCUACCCGCCCCGCAUCGUCCAGACGUGCAACGAGCCCCUGACCUCCACCAACAACGUCAACAAGAUGCUCCUGAUAGACUACAAGGAGAACAGGCUGAUCGCCUGCGGGAGCCUCUACCAGGGCAUCUGCAAGCUCCUGAGGCUGGAGGACCUCUUCAAGCUGGGGGAGCCUUUCCACAAGAAGGAGCACUACCUGUCGGGAGUCAACGAGAGCGGCUCUGUCUUUGGAGUGAUCGUGUCCUACAGCAACCUGGACGACAAGCUCUUCAUUGCCACGGCCGUGGACGGGAAGCCAGAGUACUUCCCCACCAUAUCCAGCCGGAAGCUGACCAAGAACUCAGAGGCGGACGGCAUGUUCGCGUACGUCUUCCACGAUGAGUUUGUGGCCUCGAUGAUUAAGAUCCCUUCGGACACCUUCACCGUCAUCCCCGACUUUGACAUCUACUAUGUCUAUGGCUUCAGCAGUGGCAACUUUGUCUACUUUUUGACCCUUCAGCCAGAGAUGGUUUCUCCCCCAGGCUCCACCACCAAGGAACAGGUUUACACAUCCAAGCUCGUGAGGCUUUGCAAGGAGGACACCGCCUUCAACUCCUACGUGGAGGUGCCCAUCGGCUGUGAGCACAAUGCGGUGGAGUACCGCUUGCUGCAGGCGGCCUACCUGUCCAAAGCCGGGGCCGUGCUCGCCCAGACCCUCAAAGUCCGUCCAGAGGACGACCUCCUCUUCGCUCUCUUCUCCAAGGGCCAGAAGCGGAAAAUGAAAUCCCUGGAUGAGUCGGCCCUAUGCAUCUUUAUCUUGAAGCAGAUCAACGACCGCAUUAAGGAGCGGCUGCAGUCCUGCUACCGGGGUGAGGGCACGCUGGACCUGGCCUGGCUCAAGGUGAAGGACAUCCCCUGCAGCAGCGCGCUCUUAACCAUUGAUGACAACUUCUGUGGCCUGGAUAUGAAUGCGCCCCUGGGCGUGUCCGAGAUGGUGCGUGGCAUUCCUGUCUUCACGGAGGACAGGGACCGCAUGACCUCUGUCAUCGCGUAUGUCUACAAGAACCACUCUCUGGCCUUCGUGGGCACCAAGACUGGCAAGCUGAAAAAGAUCCGGGUGGAUGGGCCCAAGGGCAAUGCCCUGCAGUACGAGACCAUGCAGGUGGUGGACCCUGGCCCUGUGCUCCGGGACAUGGCCUUCUCCAAGGACCACGAGCAACUCUACAUCAUGUCAGAAAGGCAGCUCACCAGAGUCCCCGUGGAGUCCUGCGGUCAGUAUCGGAGCUGCAGCGACUGCCUGGGCUCGGGGGACCCGCACUGCGGCUGGUGUGUGCUCCACAACACGUGCACCCGGAAGGAGCGCUGCGAGCGGUCCAGGGAGCCGCACAGGUUUGCCUCUGAGAUGAAGCAGUGUGUCCGGCUGACCGUGCAUCCCAGCAACAUCUCUGUUUCUCAGUACAAUGUCCUGCUGGUCCUGGAGACACACAACGUCCCGGAGCUGUCAGCUGGCGUCAACUGUGCCUUCGAGGACCUGUCAGAGAUGGAUGGGCUGGUGGUGGGCAAUCAGAUCCAGUGCUACUCCCCGGCGGCCAAGGAGGUGCCCCAGAUAAUCACAGAGAACGGGGACCACCAUGUCGUCCAGUUGCAGCUCAAGUCCAAGGAGACGGGCAUGACCUUUGCCAGCACCAGCUUUGUCUUCUACAACUGCAGUGUCCACAACUCGUGCCUGUCUUGCAUGGAGAGCCCUUUUGGCUGCUACUGGUGCAAAUACCGGCACGUCUGCACCCACGACCCGAAGACGUGCUCCUUCCUGGAAGGCCAAGUGAAGCUGCCUGAGGAGUGCCCCCAGCUGCUGCGCGUGGACAAGAUCCUGGUGCCCGUGGAGGUGAUCAAGCCCAUUACCCUGAAGGCCAAGAACCUGCCCCAGCCGCAGUCCGGGCAGCGCGGGUACGAAUGCAUCCUCAACAUCCAGGGCAGCGAGCAGAGGGUGCCCGCCCUGCGCUUCAACAGCUCCAGCGUGCAGUGCCAGAACACCUCUUACUCCUAUGAAGGGAUGGAGAUCAACAACCUGCCGGUGGAGCUGAUGGUUGUGUGGAACGGCCACUUCAACAUCGACAACCCCGCCCAGAAUAAAGUUCACCUCUACAAGUGCGGAGCCAUGCGUGAGAGCUGCGGCCUGUGCCUCAAGGCGGACCCAGACUUCGAGUGCGGCUGGUGCCAGGCUCAGGGUCAGUGCACCCUGCGGCAGCACUGCCCCACCCACGAGAGCCAGUGGCUGGAGCUGGCGGGAGCCAACAGCAAGUGCACGAACCCACGCAUCACGGAGAUAAUCCCAGUGACAGGCCCCCGGGAAGGGGGCACCAAGGUCACCAUCAGAGGAGAGAACCUGGGUCUGGAGUUCCGAGACAUCGCCUCCUACGUCAAGGUGGCCGGCGUGGAGUGCAGCCCUUUGGUGGAUGGCUACGUCCCUGCGGAACAGAUCGUGUGUGAGAUGGGGGAGGCCAAGCCCAGCCAGCACGCCGGCUUCGUGGAAAUCUGUGUGGCCGUGUGUCGGCCCGAGUUCAUGGCCCGGUCCUCGCAGCUCUACUACUUCAUGACGCUGACCCUCUCAGACCUGAAGCCCAGCCGGGGGCCCAUGUCCGGGGGCACCCAGGUGACCAUCACCGGCACCAACCUGAACGCGGGCAGCAACGUGGUGGUGAUGUUCGGGAAGCAGCCCUGCCUCUUCCACAGGCGCUCUUCAUCCUACAUCGUCUGCAACACCACAUCCUCAGAGGAGGUGAUGGAGAUGAAGGUGACAGUGCAGGUGGACAGGGCCAGGAUCCGCCAGGACCUGUUCUUCCAGUACGUGGAGGACCCCACCAUCGUGCGGAUUGAGCCAGACUGGAGCAUCGUCAGUGGGAACACACCCAUCGCCGUGUGGGGCACGCACUUGGACCUCAUCCAGAACCCCCAGAUCCGCGCCAAGCACGGAGGGAAGGAGCACAUCAAUCUCUGUGAGGUUCUGAACGCUACCGAGAUGACCUGCCAGGCUCCGGCCCUCGCUCUGGGGCCCGACCACCAGUCCGACCUGACCGAGAGGCCCGAGGAGUUCGGCUUCAUCCUGGACAAUGUCCAGUCCCUGCUCAUCCUCAACAAGACCAACUUCACCUACUACCCCAACCCCGUGUUUGAGGCCUUUGGCCCCUCAGGGAUCCUGGAGCUCAAGCCAGGCACACCCAUCAUCCUAAAGGGCAAGAACCUAAUCCCGCCCGUCGCUGGGGGCAACGUGAAGUUGAACUACACCGUGCUGGUUGGGGAGAAGCCGUGUGCGGUGACGGUGUCGGAUGUGCAGCUGCUCUGCGAAUCGCCCAACCUCAUCGGCAGGCACAAAGUGAUGGCCCGCGUGGGUGGUGUGGAGUACUCACCGGGGAUGGUGUACAUCGCGCCAGACAGCCCGCUCAGCCUGCCUGCCAUCGUCAGCAUCGCCGUGGCGGGCGGCCUGCUGACCGUCUUCAUCGUGGCCGUGCUCAUCGCCUACAAGCGCAAGUCCCGCGAAAGCGACCUCACGCUGAAGCGGCUGCAGAUGCAGAUGGACAACCUGGAGUCCCGCGUGGCCCUGGAGUGCAAGGAAGCCUUUGCCGAGCUGCAGACGGACAUCCACGAGCUGACCAGUGACCUGGACGGGGCCGGGAUUCCCUUCCUGGACUACAGAACCUACACCAUGCGGGUGCUCUUCCCGGGAAUUGAAGACCAUCCCGUCCUCCGGGACCUCGAGGUACCGGGCUACCGGCAGGAGCGCGUGGAGAAAGGCCUGAAGCUCUUCGCCCAGCUCAUCAACAACAAGGUGUUCCUGCUGUCCUUCAUCCGCACGCUUGAGUCCCAGCGCAGCUUCUCCAUGCGCGACCGCGGCAACGUGGCCUCGCUCAUCAUGACGGUGCUGCAGAGCAAGCUGGAGUACGCCACUGACGUGCUGAAGCAGCUGCUGGCCGACCUCAUCGACAAGAACCUGGAGAGCAAGAACCACCCCAAGCUGCUGCUCAGGAGGACUGAGUCAGUGGCCGAGAAGAUGUUGACCAACUGGUUCACCUUCCUGCUCUACAAGUUCCUCAAGGAGUGCGCCGGGGAGCCCCUCUUCUCGCUGUUCUGCGCCAUCAAGCAGCAGAUGGAGAAGGGGCCCAUCGACGCCAUCACGGGCGAGGCCCGCUACUCGCUGAGCGAGGACAAGCUCAUCCGCCAGCAGAUCGACUACAAAACCCUGGUCCUAAGCUGUGUCAACCCAGACAACGCCAACAGCCCCGAGGUCCCAGUGAAGAUCCUCAACUGCGACACCAUUACUCAGGUCAAGGAGAAGAUCCUGGACGCCAUCUUCAAGAAUGUGCCCUGCUCCCACCGGCCCAAGGCUGCAGACAUGGACCUGGAGUGGCGACAAGGCAGCGGGGCGAGGAUGAUCCUGCAGGAUGAAGACAUCACCACCAAGAUCGAGAAUGACUGGAAGCGACUGAACACCCUGGCGCAUUACCAGGUGCCAGAUGGCUCUGUGGUGGCUCUAGUGUCCAAGCAGGUGACGGCCUAUAACGCAGUGAACAACUCCACCGUCUCCAGGACCUCGGCCAGUAAAUACGAAAACAUGAUCCGGUACACGGGCAGUCCCGACAGCCUCCGCUCACGCACGCCCAUGAUCACCCCCGACCUGGAGAGCGGAGUCAAGAUGUGGCACCUGGUGAAGAACCACGAGCACGGGGACCAGAAGGAGGGUGACCGGGGGAGCAAGAUGGUAUCUGAAAUCUAUCUGACACGGCUACUGGCCACUAAGGGCACGCUGCAGAAGUUCGUGGACGACCUCUUUGAGACCAUCUUCAGCACGGCGCACCGCGGCUCUGCCCUGCCCUUGGCCAUCAAGUACAUGUUUGACUUUCUGGACGAGCAGGCAGAUAAGCAUGGCAUUCACGACCCGCAUGUCCGCCACACCUGGAAAAGCAACUGUCUGCCACUGCGGUUCUGGGUCAACAUGAUCAAGAACCCCCAGUUUGUGUUUGACAUCCACAAGAACAGCAUCACGGACGCCUGCCUCUCCGUGGUGGCCCAGACCUUCAUGGACUCCUGCUCCACGUCGGAGCACCGGCUGGGCAAGGACUCGCCCUCCAACAAGCUGCUCUACGCCAAGGACAUCCCCAGCUACAAGAACUGGGUGGAGAGGUAUUAUUCAGACAUCGGGAAGAUGCCGGCCAUCAGCGACCAGGACAUGAACGCAUACCUGGCCGAGCAGUCCCGGAUGCACAUGAAUGAGUUCAACACCAUGAGCGCGCUCUCGGAGAUCUUCUCCUACGUGGGCAAGUACAGUGAGGAGAUCCUUGGACCUCUGGACCACGAUGACCAGUGUGGGAAGCAGAAACUGGCCUACAAACUAGAACAAGUCAUAACCCUCAUGAGCUUAGACAGCUGAGAACCGUCCUUCCAGGGCCCCCCUGGAGGGAGGGACACACCAAGCCGUGCCUCAGUCUAGAUUAUCAUCUUUACCAAGUGCAAGUUCCGACUGGCGUCAGCAGCAUCCCCAAGCAGCGCUGUCUCUCUCUCUCUCCCUCUCUCUCUCUGCCUCUUUCUGCCUCUCCCUCCUUCCUAGGGCUCUUCUUUUUCAGUUGCUCAGCCAACACAACUGAACCAAGCCACCAGCCCUCAGCUAGUCCAGGAUGGCCAGUCCCGCAGCGAGGGACCUGACCAGAAGAUUCCGAGGGGGCUCUCUGAUCCAGCUGACCCCAUGUGUCAGCAACAGGGCCCACGAAUGGAUGAGGAGACACGGAUAGAGGAUGUUUCUAUGCUGCUACUUCACCCUCCACUUCUUGAGAGCCCCACAUUGGUCCGAACCUUGGCCUAGAGAAGAGGCAGUGAGCUCAGUAUUACCUUUGGUGGGAAGACAUCACCUGGCUCUCCCAUCCCACAUUUCCAUCUCCAAGGGGUCAGUCCCUUUGCAACUGUGAGAAGAAAGGUCGCACCUCUUGCGUAUGACCGGAAUUGGGGGCAGGGGGUGAGGAGUUGGGAGGUGCUCUGUGAGCUGUCUCUCACUCGGGUUGGCAGCCAGGGGCCCCUUUGUCCCCUUCCAGUCUUCUUGGAGCUCAUCCAAGUGCCCACAGGGACCUGCCUGCCAAGCCUUCUCCCCCACCCUUGGAAAGCCAGACAGGAGAAAGAACAGCAGUUACGUUCCACCACGGGGACAAGUCCUAACCUUCUAAUCUGGCUCAUGGCGGCAGAUGUGUGACAGGCAGGGGGAGAAGAAGAGAGCUCAUCUACUCUGUGAACAGAAUUUGUUGUUUUCCAUUCACGCUCCCAAGUGCAAAUGAAUGAUGACCGUAGUUAUGGCUGUACCACUGUCAGAUCCUCUAGAGAUCUUCUAGGUGCUUCUGGAUCCUCUAGGUGUCUAGAGAGGGCACCGCCAUCCCCUUUGGUCAUCGCCCCCUGAAGGUUGACACAAAAUGCACGGUGCACCCAGGCAUCCAGGAGGUUCUACCUGCAGCUGUCCCUGCGGCUCCACCUCCACCACCCUUCCUGAGCACUCUCCAGCAGGCUGGUGCAGACAGCCUCGCCUCUGUUCCCCCUGCAGAGCCUGGUGCCGUGACGCGGAUGGCUUUGCCACUGGCCUGUCCAGACCUCCUGGGGAAGGAUUUCAUCAACAUCUCAGCUGUCUCUUCAGUCACUUUCCUCCCUCAUCUCUUAGCAGUCAUCAUGGAAAGAAAUGCACUCAAGCACAGCCUUCUAGAGACAAACCGAAAUGCCAACCAGACUCAGCCCUGGCUUGUCACAUCUGGGAGGCCCGAAAAGCCAAGUCGAAGGACAUGGCCAGAAAGGGGAAGAGGAACAUACAGCUGACCUCUGCCCUAGCACCUUCCCUUCCAUCUGUCCUUCCAUCUAUGGAUAUAACAUUCUAGCCAGCCAGGUAGAUGUGUGCUCAGACAUGGGGCCUGGGUGAGCAGGGGCUGCAGUGAGAUGCUCUGAGGACGGUCAUGGAAAACUGGAACGGUGAGGGGGCCUUGGAGACCAUCUGGUCCAGUCUCCCACCACAAGCAAAGGUCUCUCUGGCAGCCCUGGUGAGGAGUUGUACACCUUGGGAGGCAAGGAAGAGCAUCGUCUAAGGUGGCGUUGGGCAUGAGUCUUGCCCAUACACCCCUAGCAUUAGGCAUCAUUCCCUGCCAUCCACUCAGAGGAGCCCCACAUGUGAAGGGAAAGGAGCCCCAUCGUUUCCAACAGAGUCUGUGGAGCAUCUUCUCCUUUAAGAAUGCUCACCCCUCUGGAUAUGCUUGUGUGUGCAUGUGUGUGAGCUCAUGUGCACGCACUCGUGCACGUGUGUGUGUCUGCCCCGGGAGCUCAAAAAGAUUUCCUAUCCCAUGGAGGGGGAUUCUCAGAUGUUUCUCUCCCUCCUCUCCCCUUGCUCAUCAGCUCAUCCUGCAGCUCCAGGACUUUCAACUCUUGCUUUCUACACCGAGUGCUGGCGGGUAGAAUGAGACGUCACCUGCCUGUAGGAAAUCAGGGUGGUCACAGGCCGAGGGAGGCCUGGACUUGACUGGGGGUCAAACAGUGGUGACCCCAAGCAGGGCAUCACAUGGCAUCAGGGAGGACAUAUGGUGGACAAAACUCAAGAAACCUUAACCAACAGGACGACGCGGAGGAGAAUGGGAAAAGAUGCAUGUCAAGGGGGAAAAAAAUAACCAAAGGUUUUGGCGAGGGAAGUGCCAGGCGAAGAAGCAUGGGAUUUCUACCCCUGAGCAUUUGAUUUUCUCCCAGGAAGCCAGGGGCCCUGGCAGGCCAGGCAGGAAGCAUGUGGAAGGCGGGCUGAGGAAGCAGCCCAGCCGCGAAAAUGUUUUUGCACAUGUGAAGGGUUGGGGAGGAGAGAGACACAAACAUAUUUAACACAGAUUUGCUGAAUGAAGCUGUGUGUGCGUGUGUGAGUGCACGUAUGACUGUGUAUGUUUUGACUUUUAAGUUUUGCACAGAUAGAGAAAAAAUGAACAAGCAGAAAAAAAAAGACUGUUUCAUUGGUUCUGCUGAAGCUUUUAUUUUUUACUGGAUUAUUAUUAUUGCUAUUGUUCCUUUGUCGGUACUGAACUUUUUUUUGUUGAAAGAGAAACGGGGAACGCCUCAGAGAAACAUGAAGGUCAGGAAGAAGGGGCGAGAAGACGAGACUAAUUUCCUCGCUCUCCUCCUUUCUCCUGGGGAGGAGUUUGGGCAGAUCUGACUUUAAUUGGUGGGAUGGGUUGUUGCUCGGGCUCUGUUUGCCCGCAAUCUCUGCGGCCUGCUUGGGGACGGAGGGGACGGAGAAGUAGGGCAGAGUCACGCAGAGCCACAGCCCAUCUGGCCCAUAAAAGUUCUUUCCUUUUGCUGUUUGUUUGUUUUCUGUUUCUUUGGUUUGAUGCGCAUGUGGUAGGUUUCAAAGUAAAGACAGGGCAGCUUUGUCAAAAAGCUGUCCUUCCCCCAAAUCUUCCCCAGACUCCCCUUGGAACCUCUGAUCUCUUGGCAGACCGGAGGGCUGCUCAGACGGCUUGGGGGCCAGCAUGCACCAGACGCAGUCCAGGCGGUAGCACCAGAUGCAAUCCAGGGGGUGGGAGGGCCCCUCGAGGCUUUCCUCUCUGUUACAGUUCACUAGCAGGGUUGCAGUUCUGUUUAAGGUGGGAUCUUAUAAGACUCCCCAAGUCCUGGGCAGGGAGCAGGGGAGAAAAGGCCACCCUCCUCUCACCUCCUCCUGCACCCCACUCCUGCACCCUCCUCCUGUGGAGACCAGCAAGGUCAACAUGGUACCUGGAGAUGAUGCAGUCAAAAGAACUGACGUAGCUUAGGUGGGGGUUUUAAGUUGGAGGGAGAUGGGCUGAAGGCUGGUGGGGUGGAGGUGGGGGGAGCUUUGUGAGGUCCUGGACAUGAAGGAACAGGGGAAAGAAGCUGAGGAAGGUGGCUGCAGGCUGGUCAUUUCUGUGUGUGGGGGCGGUGGUUAACAAGUUCACCCAGGUACGGGCUUCGCCACUCUGUCCUUCCCUGUAGUAAGGAGAACCCCGGCGUGUGUUGGCAACAACAAAUAGUGCCAUUAAGUGAGGCUGGCUGUCGUGUCACUUACUUCCUCAGGAAAAUACUUCUUCUUGCCUCCCUCUUUCAAUGUGGUUUUAAAUUGAGGGACCACCUGAGUGUCCCACAGGCCAAGGUACGUUCACACCCCCAGAGUGACACGCACAGCUGCAGGCAGCCCCAGAGCCUGCGGGCCAGUGAGCGAGGCCCAACAUGUUUGAGAGAGAGGCAUUCUGAAUCCAUCCCGACGUUGGAGGCGCUGUCCGGGACUGCACCCAGGCAGGAGCAGGGGCUCUGACCCCGUCCCCUCAGCCCCAGCUCUCCCCUCCCAGCCUGGGGGUCAUGUCCACGUCCUGUCCUAUCACCUUCCCAUGCCAGGGUCCUUGUGCUCCUGUCCCCCUUGCAUGUCUGACUUCGGAGUGUGCCGUCCCUUUGUCCCACCUCCUCCUGCACGUGUAGCCCCUGCCCACUAAAGCGCCAGACUCAUGGAGCCCGUCUGUGGGCCGCUCAGCCCUCACAGCCCAGCCCACUGACUGUCUUAGGCCCACCCACUCUCCCAACGCUGCCUCCCUGCCUGGUCUGGCACCCAUGUCCAGCAAGGACCCUGUGGGCCCCCGUCUCCCAAAUGACCUCCACGCUAGGGCAGAGGCAAGUCCUGCUGAUGUAGCCGGAAGCCUAAACAACACUUGCUUUGACCUAAAAGAAAGCCUGUUUCCCAUCUGUCUCCUUUUCUCCUUUCUCAGGACUCAGGGGACACUUUCUUUGGCCUCCCAGGAUGCAAAGUCAAAUACGUAAGCUAAUGAGGAUUAAAGUGAAUUAUUAUUAAUCAAGGACAAACACUCCUGCCUCACUGAGCCAGGGAGGGAAGGAAGACGCAGGGAGGCGCUCUGCAGGCAGCGCCCACUGCCAUGCCCCCCGCCCCCCGCGGCCCUUCCAGGAAUGGGCUGUACCAAUGAGCAGCCGCACUGUGGUCUCUGAAAUGCACUUCUGGGAAUGAAUGACCGCCAGGUACCAGGGCCCCCACGUGGCACCCGAGAAGAACUCCGCUCCCCUCUCCUCCACACACACAUCAGGCAGACCCUGGCCCCUUCCUGGCCUCUCCUCUAGUUCCUAGUUCACGGCAAGGACCUCCACCCAGCCCCUCGCUCCCCCUGUCAGCCCCCAGGACAGGCGACUAAGGGCCCCUGAUGCCCAGCUCCUCCCUUUUCCUUUAAACUGUGUGGUCUGUUUAUUUGGGGGUGGUUGUAGUUUUUACUUUUUAUCUAUAUAUUUUAAGAGUUCAAAAUCGGGGAGGGAGCCCAGGUAUGAAUAUAAAGUCCAAAUCACUAGUUGGGAAGGAAAAAACAGAGUUCCACCUGUGACUUCCAAUGGCAUGAGGAGAGCUUCAGGGCCGGGGGAUAUGGCCUCCCCAUGUCAUUCCAGAAAUGGUCAGGACACUUCCUGGCUGUGGACAUGCCAGCCAAAGCAUCCCCCAGGGCUGCUACUAUUCUCACGCCUCCCAGGCCCCUCGGACGGCUGGAGCCCAUGCUGCUGCCCCUCCUCUUCCUGCCUUCUGCCUCCUGCUGCGUCACCCCCGAGGUACAGCAAACUUGAGGGCCUUGUUUCACAGGCGGGAGGCCGAGGUACAGCCACGGGGGAUACUGAGGAGGCAGCUCCUAAGAGAGGCCCACCGCAAACCUCUUCUCCUCCUGGUGCUCAGAGGUUGGCAAAACCUUUCCCUGGAAAUUAAGUGACUGUUCCUUUUUCAGAAAGGAAUCUCUGCAGUAAAUGUUUCAUACAUUCAAGAGAGAAUUUUUUCCCUAAAAGUCUGCUCCUUAAAAAUUAUUUUUUAUUAGGAGGAUUAUCCAAGUUUAUAAAAUAUAUGGGUUUUUUUGGUUGUAGAAAUAAUACAUACUUAUUAGAGGCCCAAUUAAAUUCCUUGAAUAGACUAAUGACUACCCCAAAGCAAACUUAAACAAAACAAAACAAAACAAAAGAGUCCCUAGUGGAUAAAAAGAGAGCUUUCUGUUUGUACUGGCAGAGAGAGUGAGGUGGGCCCGGGCCAGGUGUCCUGGGCCCAGAGGGCCCCCACAUUGCCGCCACUCCACCCCCUUUCAAUCUGUCCUGCGUUGGCUCCGGGCUGCCCGUGACAUUGCUGAAUCCUCCCAAUGUCCCAUCAGCCUCCCCUACACUGCAGGGAGAUGCCAUUAGGGGGUGGUCAUGGAGGGUCUCGUCUCCCCAACGCAAAGGCACAUGCUCUUGGCAAAUAGACAGGUCUAUGCAGCUCAUCUUCCGUGGGUCUCUUUGCCUGGAAUUAGAACGUCUUUUGUUAGUGUCUUUGAUCUCCCGACUCAAGCACAUUUUGUAGAAUUCAAAGCAGAGGAUUUAUUGCAGAGCAAUGCCAAGGGCACUAAGACAUGGAGACCACGUUGCCAAACAGGACUAAAGCAGGACUAGUGAGCGCAGUGCAGGCGCAUGACCAAGCAGGGGAACGUGUCCUUGUGUGUUCUCCUCUCUCCCCUCCCGUUCCUCGUGUUUCUCAUCAGCUUGUUGGCUCGUCCCACCGUCUAUUCUUUAAAAAAAAAAAAAAAGCUAGUUUACCUCAAAGAAUCUUGUUUCCAUUUGGAAACCAAUGACUUUGUGUUUUAGAGUGGACAACCCUCCCCUUCAUCGCUCCUUGAGACCACCUGGGCCUGGUGGCCUUGAGACCCGAGCUUCUGGCUUGGUCACGUGUGGGCUGUCCUGACCCGGAACAAGAACCCAGGCUCGGAGAGGGAAAGGAAGGAUCGAACACAGCUGCCCUCCUCCCCACUUUAGCUCGUAGGGACCAGCUUAUCCCUUCCAGCGGGGUCUCGCCGAGUAACCAUAGUGACCAGCAACUCCAGGGUACCACAGCAGACAGCAGCUCAGUGCGCCAGGAUGUGUGUGUGGCGGGGGGCGGGGGGAAUUCUGCUUGGUCAGAUGACCCAGAGUUGAGUCUCCGAUACUAAAGGGAAGAGGAGGAAGAGGAAAGGCUGAACGGGUGGUUUAAGGAACAGGCAGGAGGAGCCUUGGGGUCUUAGAGAGGCCACCGAAGGAGGCAGGCAGGCCACCCCUGCUCCAGCCCCCCUCCCACUUCUGUUUCCAUAAAGCUCCCACCUUGAACACUGACCAUUAGAACAAAGCAAAGCAUACCUUUAGACAACAGUGUUACAACAAGCCCCAAAGAUAGGUGGGUGAAAUCUAUUAGAGGAUGAGGGUCUUCUGGUUUUGAUUUUUAAAGAAGAAUAUCCUAGCAAGAUUUAAACAAAGAUUUAAAAAAAAGUUUUUAAAAAGGAAACCUAUGCUAUUUCAAUUGGAGCCCAGUUGUAACUUGGUAAAGGCAAGCUCCUGUACCUUUGUUAUAAUUAAUUGUAUACCUGUGUAUGUAAAUAUAAGGCAUUCCUAUUUUGCAGUUCAGAACAAAAAAAAACUUAUUUGUAAUAUAGAA
Molecule: messenger RNA, 13383 nt
Organism: Phyllostomus hastatus (greater spear-nosed bat)
Lineage: Eukaryota; Metazoa; Chordata; Mammalia; Chiroptera; Phyllostomidae
Gene: PLXNA4
Product: plexin A4
Exons: 32
Coding region: 655-6336 (1893 amino acids)
Biological process (GO): semaphorin-plexin signaling pathway involved in axon guidance; negative regulation of cell adhesion; regulation of GTPase activity
Cellular component (GO): semaphorin receptor complex
Molecular function (GO): protein binding; semaphorin receptor activity
Source: RefSeq, a predicted model, not a curated record